Ictalurus punctatus (channel catfish) is the source of this 5485-nucleotide messenger RNA. RefSeq names its product discs, large homolog 4b (Drosophila) (gene dlg4b). Gene Ontology annotation, cellular component: neuron projection; neuromuscular junction; postsynaptic density membrane. The record is from RefSeq and is a predicted model, not a curated record. Lineage: Eukaryota; Metazoa; Chordata; Actinopteri; Siluriformes; Ictaluridae. Gene Ontology annotation, molecular function: kinase binding. The transcript has 19 exons. Gene Ontology annotation, biological process: AMPA glutamate receptor clustering; chemical synaptic transmission; postsynaptic neurotransmitter receptor diffusion trapping. Bases 215 to 2413 code for a protein of 732 amino acids.
UGUGUGUGUGUGUGUGUGUGAGUCAGUCAGUGUCACCGGAGCGAGUCGCGCGCGAAGCAUCUCCGCGUUUGAAGAUUUUUAUGGUAAAUUUGCAGGACUGGUCGGCUCGCGCUCUGAGUUGAGCAGACGUUAAGAACGGCGAUCUUGUUUACGUCAUACACGUGACCGGCCGCCCGGCUCGUGCAGCGAGGGCCAGUGGUCGGUGUGUGACGUCAUGUUCGUGUCGGUUUGGUACGCGAAGAAGAUGGGCCGCCGCUUCAUCCACAAUGUCCGCAAAGCCAAGAAACGGAGACAACGCAGCAUGAUGAACGGAUUAAGUGGAGAAGUAGAGUAUGAAGAGAUCACGUUGGAGAGGGGGAACUCUGGUCUGGGCUUUAGUAUAGCAGGUGGUACAGAUAAUCCGCAUGUAGGAGAUGACCCGAGCAUCUUCAUCACCAAAAUCAUACCAGGAGGAGCAGCAGCCCAGGAUGGACGACUGAGGGUGAAUGACAGUAUCCUGUUUGUUAAUGAUGCUGAUGUGCGUGAGGUCACUCACAGUGAGGCAGUGGAGGUGCUGAAGGAGGCAGGGCCAAUUGUCCGUCUCUACAUCCUCCGCAGGAAACACAUCGAGAUCAAACUCAUCAAGGGCCCCAAAGGUCUGGGGUUCAGUAUAGCAGGUGGAGUGGGUAAUCAGCAUGUUCCUGGUGAUAACAGUAUCUAUGUGACUAAAAUCAUUGAGGGCGGAGCUGCACAUAAAGACGGACGGCUACAAAUCGGGGACAGAAUUCUUGCUGUGAAUAAUGUGUGUUUGGAGGAUGUGAUGCAUGAGGAUGCUGUAGUGGCGCUGAAGAACACAGCAGAGGUCGUUUUUCUCAGAGUGAGCAAAGCUUCCAACCUGUACACUCAGGACACGUACAAUCCUCCUGAUAUCACCAGCUCGUACUCUGCUCAUAUGGAUGAGAUGAGUCAUGGCUAUCUGUCAGAUUACCCACAAACCCUCACUCCCACAUCUCCGCGCCGCUACUCACCAAUCCCCAAGGGCAUGAUGCUGGGAGACGAGGACAUCCCCAGGGAGCCGAGGCGUGUGUUGAUCCAUCGUGGAUUGUCAGGUUUGGGCUUUAACAUAGUUGGAGGUGAGGAUGGUGAGGGAAUCUUCAUCUCCUUCAUUUUAGCUGGAGGUCCCGCAGACCUGAGCGGAGAACUGCGCAAAGGAGACCAGAUACUAAGUGUAAAUGGAGUGGAUUUAAGACAUGCGACUCAUGAACAAGCUGCAGCAGCACUGAAGAACGCUGGGCAAACUGUCACCAUCAUCGCCCAAUACAGACCCGAGGAGUACAGUCGGUUUGAAGCUAAAAUCCAUGACCUGCGUGAGCAGCUGAUGAACAGCAGUUUAGGUUCCUCGUCAUUGCAGACCAGUAAGAGGAGCUUUUACAUCAGAGCUCUGUUUGAUUAUGAUAAGACGGCGGACGGUGGCUUCCUCACUCAGGCUGUGAGUUUCCGUUUUGGCGAUGUUCUUCACGUUCUGGACUGCAGUGAUGAGGAGUGGUGGCAGGCAAGACGUCUGUCUCCACAUGGGGACCUGGAGGAGACCGGGUACAUCCCCAGCAAACGCAGAGUCGAGAGAAAGGAGUGGUCACGCCUGAGGUCAAAAGGCCGAGAUGACUACAUUCAGAGUUACGAGAUUGUUGUGCAGGUGGAGGUGCAUUACGCUCGUCCAAUCAUAAUCCUUGGACCAUCAAAGGACCGUGUGAACGACGAUCUUCUGUCCGAAUUUCCCGAUAAGUUCGGCUCCUGCGUGCCUCAUACAACACGGCCAAGGAGGGACUACGAGGCUGAUGGGCGGGACUAUCACUUUGUGUCAUCAAGGGAACAGAUGGAGAAAGACAUCCAAAAUCACCGGUUCAUCGAGGCAGGACAAUACAACAGCCACCUGUAUGGGACGAGUGUACAGAGUGUACGGGAGGUAGCUGAACAGCAGGGGAAACACUGUAUUCUGGAUGUAUCCGCUAAUGCAGUGAGGAGGCUUCAGGCAGCUCAGCUUCACCCCAUCUCCAUCUUCAUCAGACCCACAUCACUGCAAAACAUACUUGAUAUUAAUAAGCGUCUGACUGAGGAACAGGCGAGAAGAGCUUUGGACAGAGCCAUCAAACUGGAACAGGACUUUAUCGAGUGCUUCACAGCGAUCGUGGAGGGUGAAAGCUUUGAGGAAAUUUACCAUCGCGUCAAAUCUGUGAUUGAGGAACAGUCAGGACCGUACAUCUGGAUACCAGCAAGAGAGAGACUCUACGGUCGCCUGAAAGGACCUAAAAACCAAAAAGAGCAAAAACAGAAAGACGCAAUAAAAGAGGACAGAGGAGCACUCAGCACUUUACUCACACACAGCGUACACACACACACGCACACACACACACACACACACCCUUUAGACACUUAACAAAGACUCUUACUGAAUCCUCAAAGUUACACUACGUGUGUGUAUGUGUGUGUGUGUGCAUAUGGUGUGUAUGGUGUGUGUGUGUGUGUGUGUUUCUGUAUACACAGUGUGUGUAAUGUAUAGGGCUACUGUAUAUAAUCUGCACAAUACGGGAGAUUUUCACUUUCCAGAAAAUCAACAAGCAAAAACUACAAUUUGAGACACAGAGUGAGACAGAGAGAAUGAGACAGUGUGUGAGACAGAGACACAGAGUGAGACAGAGUGAGAGACACAGAUACUGAGAGAAUGAGACAGAGUGAGCGUGAGACAGAGAGAGUGAGACAGUGUGUGAGACAGAGACACAGAGUGAGAGGCACAGAUAGUGAGAGAGUGAGACAGUGUGUGAGACAGAGACACAGAGUGAGAGGCACAGAUAGUGAGAGAGUGAGACAGUGUGUGAGACAGAGACACAGAGUGAGAGACACAGAUACUGAGAGAAUGAGACAGAGUGAGCGUGAGACAGAGAGAGUGAGACAGUGUGUGAGACAGAGACACAGAGUGAGAGGCACAGAUAGUGAGAGAGUGAGACAGUGUGUGAGACAGAGACACAGAGUGAGACAGAGUGAGAGACACAGAUACUGAGAGUGAGACAGGGAGAGUGAGACAUAUGGGUCAAUGACAAAUAUGAAUUUCAAUCCUUGUGUUUUUAUGAAUAUAAUCUUUAAUCCUUCAUGUUAAUUAUUUUUUAUAUAUUUAUGAAUAAUGCAUUAUUUAAUUUAAAACAAUCUUAGAGUUAAACAUAUUUAUCACCAUUUUAUCUCCGAUAAAUAAAUUAUUUUGAGAAUACUGUGUGAUUUUUCAGUUGUAGUUUUGUUUAAAGUUACAAAUUUAUAUAAAAACAGACAUUUAUUUGAGGUUAAAGGUUUUGUUUGAAUUUGACAUUUUAGAGUAAAAACUUUGGACUGAAACCCAUUUCCAUGACAUCAUAUUCUGUACUGAGUUAUUGGGUUAUUGUUAAAAAUAUCAAAUUAAUAAAUAACUUCAUUGUGAAAUGUAUGUAUUUAAAUGUAAGAGUUUAUAUUUUGCGUCAGUGAUUUAAUUCAGAGUGAAUGACAGGAGCAUAUCUGUGUGUACAUUCCACCUUAAACUCAAACUUUACAUUUAUAAAUAACAUUUUCAUAACUAUUAUCAUUUUAUCUUCAUUAUUUAUAUAUUAGCUGAACACACUCAUUUUAUGGCUUGUUCUCAUACUAAAACUUUUUUGUUGUUGUUGCUAGGCAACAAAAUGACUUUGGACACUCAGUGUGCUGAAAUUUCAGAAAGGAAAAACUAAUCUUACUAACAGAAUUUCUUGGAAUAAUGCUGUUUAUAAACAACAACAUCUCCUUCACCUGUAGUUUACUUACACAAUACUAAUGUACAAUUAUUUAUACAUUUAUACAUUCUUGCUUUAAAUAAUGUAUGUAAAUCAUUUCUGUUUUUAUCAACAAACUCUUAUAGAUAUACGAUCCCUAAGAGUAUUAUAAUUAUUUUAAUUUCUUAAUUUCAAAAAUAGCCUUUGAGAAAAGUAAAGUUUAUUAAAACUAUAAUAUAGUUCAAAGUAAAAUGUUUUAUUAAUGUUUGUCAUGUCAUUGACCCAUAUAGUGUAUAUAUUAUAUUACAGAGAGUGAGAAAGAUGGGUAGAGAGAGACAGGUAUACAAUACAUACAGAGACAGAGAGUGAGACAGGUGGGUUCAUUAAUAAAGUUUUGAUAAAAAGGCUUUAAAUUGUUAAUUUAUAACCUCAUUAUUUAUUCAUGAGUUAUUGGGGGUCUGUCUAUCUGUCUGUCUGUCUGUCCGUCUGUUUACUUUAGGGGCCUGAGAGUGUUUUUUGUAUAUUUUAAACACUCUCACAUUGUAUUACUGUACAUAAACACUAUAUACUAUAUACUGUGGAAUCAGGGCACACACACAUACACACAUGUACACACACUACACGUGUGUAACAUAUGUGUGUAUGUAACACAUAUACACACAUACAUACACACACACGCGUACAUACAAACACAUACACGUACACACACUACAAGUAACAAACACACACACAAACACAUAUACGCACACACACGUAUACACACGUACAUACACACAAGCGUACACACUCAUACAAAUACAGGUGCCGAAAAACACGAGAUAUUCUCCGUUAAUUUGAACCACUCAAAAAAUCAAUUGAAAUUCGGGAAGCUCUGUGAUUGGUGGAUCUCGGGGUUCGCAAUAUCUACCCUGUGUUCUAUGGACAGAAUGCCUGCCUUUUCGAAGUGCUGGAGGGCGUGGUUAUCGAACCAUUGUCAUAAGGUCAAUUCGUCUUUGCAUUUCACGUACAAACAAACAGGUUUGUAAUUAACAUGAAGAAUUCACUUAACACUAGCCUCUCUUCAGCCAGUAUCAGUGCUGCAGCUGCUUCAGACGACUCGUCAUUGUCCACGUCACGUAACAGCAGCAGUGAAGCUGGGACGCAAAACCAUUCUCAAACAUAUCGAGAUAACUGGGGAAAAAACUUUCCCAGGUAUUUUGGGGACUCUGCUCUAAAGAGAAAGACAUGCACGCCCGCUCCCAUGGGAGUAAGAAUAUUAUAAGGCGUUUGUAAGCAAAGGCUUCUCUGGCUGGUCAAGAGCACUGGAAAGAUUUAGGUGUGGUGAAAGAUCAGAUCUACAAGAGCUGCGGAUAGUAUCGCUAGCACUGCCGGAGCUGGUACUAGUGUGGCAACUGCUCUAAAUUCAGGUAAACAACAGCAGAUGGAAGAAACAUGUAGUGCGUUAUUGCGUGUUUUAUCAUGACGGGGAUUAGUCAUUCGAGGACACCCAGAUGAGGAUCCAAUUUAAUUCAACUGUUAAAGUUAUGAGCUCAAGACGUCGCAGUGCUGAAGUCACGGUUACAAACACCACCGGCAGACACUGACAUCCGUGCCUAUGCAUACAAAUAUAUAUAUACAGACACGUACAAUCACACACACACGCAUACAUAUGUAGAUCCACACAAACACACACACACACACACACAAUGUGUGCUGAAUAGUGUAAUGAAGGUCUCUGUACAUUAAAUUAUACUGAAACA